CUUGGAAACGCCAACCAAUGUCCUGGCACUAGUUAUUUUGUUUUCGUUAUCUUCAGGGAACUACUCGGUUGCCCCCCGUUCCAGGUUUCGCUUUCAACAGAAUCAAUUUCUGUGUCUCCUUGAAGCUCUGAGAUCAUUUUCGAUUUCUGUGUGAAUUUUGAUCCAUUGCUAAUGGGGAAAGCCAGCAACAAGAACAUACAAGCCAAGCUGGUGGGUACUUCUUGGGGACAUGGGAACCGGGAAAACAAGCUUGGUCUUGCGAUUCGUCAAAGGCCAAUUCUUUGAUUUCCAGGAAUCGACAAUUGGAGCUGCCUUCUUCACUCAGGUUUUGUCACUGAAUGAAGCCACUAUAAAGUUUGAUAUAUGGGACACUGCAGGACAGGAACGAUACCAUAGCUUGGCUCCUAUGUACUAUCGUGGAGCAGCUGCAGCUGUUGUGGUGUAUGACAUCACAAGCAUGGAAUCAUUUCAGCGAGCCAAAAAAUGGGUUCAAGAACUCCAAAGACAAGGAAAUCCAAAUUUGAUAUUGUUCUUGGCGGCUAACAAGGUUGAUUUGGAAGAGAAGAGAAAAGUUGGAGCUGAGGAAGGUGAGCAAUAUGCUAAAGAAAAUGGAAUGACUUUUCUUGAAACAUCCGCAAAGACUGCACAGAAUGUCAAUGAACUUUUUUACGAAAUAGCAAAGAGAGUGGCAAAAACCCGCCCUUCUCGUCCAACCGGAAUGAAAUUGCAGAACAGACAACAAGAAAACCGAAGAGGACUAUUUUGUUGCACCUGAUGAUGGAUGAUGCACGAGUUCUUGCAACUUACAUGUAUGUAAAUUUUCUGAUGUUUCAAUGUCUAGUGAUCUAUCAAUCUCCAUCUGAAUAAAUUUGGCAAAUAUUAUCAUAAAAGAAAAUCCAUUUUCCAAGCUUUUGAAGGUUUCUUUUUCUCAAUUAUUAGAUGAUUAUUAUUCAAGGCAGGUUGUAAAAGUUGAAGAGUAAACUGCUGCUCUUGUGGCGGAAUCCAGUUGCAUGAAUUAUUAAUGUCUUAUAUGUGCUACAUAUGUACACCAUAGCCUGUCAAUGCAAAAUCUGAUCACUACUUUCAAAAGUUUUACGUUCUUUAUGGCAUGGGUAUAUCUGCAAAUAAUGUACAAGAUAUGAU
Messenger RNA from Rubroshorea leprosula, 1143 nucleotides. NCBI's taxonomy places the organism in Eukaryota, Viridiplantae, Streptophyta, Magnoliopsida, Malvales, Dipterocarpaceae. The record is from the annotation of a GenBank genome assembly.